Molecule: messenger RNA, 858 nt
Organism: Clonostachys rhizophaga
Lineage: Eukaryota; Fungi; Ascomycota; Sordariomycetes; Hypocreales; Bionectriaceae
Source: the annotation of a GenBank genome assembly
AUGCCUCUCCAGGCAUACCGUCCCCUGCCAAAGGGCAUAUACACUCCCCUUCCUACAUUUUUCAAACUCAACGAAGAUUUGGAUCUCGAAGCCUACAAGACGCACGUUCGAUACGUUGCUGCCGCCGGGACCGUUCCUGUAAUAUCAGGAUCUGCUGGGGAGGCUCCGCAUCUGACCUCCCAGGAACGCAGUUUGUUGAUCAAGGCAGCCCGCAACGUACUUGAUGAUGGAGAAGGGACUCUGAGCAGCGUACCGAUUGUGGCAGGCGUCGGUGCUCCAAGCACACGAGAGACCAUCCAACUGGCCCACGAUGCGAAAGCGGCUGGUGCCGACUAUGCCAUGGUCCUGCCCUCGGGCUACUACGCGGGACAGCUGUCCAAUAGAACGGCAUUGACCAAAUACUUUGUCGACGUGGCAGAAGCAAGUCCAUUGCCUAUAGUGCUUUACAAUUUCCCGGCUGUGUCUGGGGGUAUUGACCUGGAUAGCGACUUGAUCGUGGAUGUAAUCAAGGCCUGCCCGAAUGUUGUGGGUGUGAAACUUACUUGUGCCUCGGUUGGGAAAAUUACACGUAUCAAUGCGAUUACCUCGACUGCCGAAUUUCAACAAAAGUAUCCACGCCAAGGCCAGCAAAGCGAGUUUCGAAUAAUCGACGGAUUCAUUGAUAUUCUUCUUCCCUCGAUCGCCAGUGGCUCUGCAGGAGCUAUUUCCGGGCUUCCAAAUAUUGUACCGAGAACUUGCGUCCGGUUGUGGCAGCUGUCAGACUCUAUUCCCGGUUCAGAUGACUUCAAGGAAGCACAAAGAUUACAGGCAGUCUUGGCACUAGCAGAUGGAGCAUGCCAGAAAAUUGGUCCGGAUUGA